This is a messenger RNA of Amphiprion ocellaris (clown anemonefish), 5060 nucleotides long. RefSeq names its product trafficking protein, kinesin binding 2 (gene trak2). Gene Ontology annotation, molecular function: GABA receptor binding. The record is from RefSeq and is a predicted model, not a curated record. The transcript is spliced from 15 exons. Gene Ontology annotation, cellular component: dendrite. Gene Ontology annotation, biological process: anterograde axonal transport of mitochondrion; neurogenesis. Bases 318 to 3182 code for a protein of 954 amino acids. NCBI's taxonomy places the organism in Eukaryota, Metazoa, Chordata, Actinopteri, Pomacentridae.
AUGGUGAGUCUGAGUGCAUUAGACACGUGAGGGAUUCAUUUUAUACAGUGCGCAUCCCGUUCAAUUAAAAUCACAGGGAUUUGCUGUGGAUAUUAUUCGGGACAGGGUUCGUCAUUGUGUCUGCUUGUGUGAUCUCGACUGUGACGCCGUGAGAGUGGAAGAGAGAUAAAGAGAGAGAGAGAGAGAGAGAGAGGAAUCCAGUGAUCCAGCCAGCGGAGUUCAGAGCCAGAGUCACGGGACAGACAGCAAUGAGGGAGAUCUGGGGGGAGUGGACAGACAGGGGAUGAAGACAGGACAGUGGACAGGAGAGACCCAACAUGCCGGUUUUAAACAUCCAAAAUGAGGAAGCGUACGAUAACUUCGCCGUGGAAGCAUAUCUUGCUUUGGAGCCCUCUUCUUAUUCCCACCCCGGCUCUCAGAGCCUCUCCAAAGUCCUCAGUGCCGAUCGUGUGGAGCAGAUGACCAAGACUUACAAUGACAUUGAAGUGGUCACGCACCUUUUGGCCGAGCGAGACAGAGACUUGGAGCUGGCAGCUCGGAUCGGCCAGUCGCUUCUGCAUAGAAACCACCUGCUGCAGGAACGAAAUGAGGCUGUAGAGGAGCAGCUAGCACAGGCUCUGGACCAGGUUCACCAGCUGCAGCAUGAGCUCAGUAAGAAGGAUGAGCUGCUGCGGAUGGUGGCCAGCGCCUCGGAGGAGAGCGAGACCGACUCCAGCGUGUCCACCCCUCAGCGGCAGCCUCAGCCGCCGGGGGGAACCGCCGCCGCCGCUCUCAGCCAGCUGGAGUCGCUGCACAACAAGCUGCAGGAACUGGAGGAGGAGAACCUGUCGCUGAGGUCGGAGGCGUGUCAGCUGAAGAGAGACACCAUCACCUACGAGGAGAAGGAGCAGCAGCUCGUGAGCGACUGUGUCAAGGAGCUACGUGAGUCCAACAGCCAGAUGGUGUCUCUGACAGACCAGCUGUCUCAGAAGAGCGAGGAGCUGCUGCGACACCAGGAGGAAAUCGCUCAGCUGCUCUCACAGAUCGUAGAGCUGCAACACAGAGUGAAGGAGCUGGCUCUGGAGAAAGAGGAGCUGAGGAUCCACCUGCAGGCCUCCAAAGAUGCUCAGAGGCAGCUCACAGCAGAGCUGAAUGAGUUGGCAGAAAGGAACGUUGAGUGUGUGGAGAUGCUUCACGAGUCGCAGGAGGAGAUCAAGGAGCUGCGCAGUAAAAACACUCCCUCUGCUGGGAUGCGACGGCACCUUUCCUACGGCCUUUACCCCAUGGACUCGCUGGCAGCAGAGAUCGAGGGCACCAUGAGGAGGGAGCUGAGCGUGGAGGAAGAGACGGCCUUUCAGGACCAAAGAAUUUCCCAGAAGCGAGUCUUCCAGACAGUCCGCUCUGUCAACGCCUCGGCAUCGCGGACGCCUCUGGCCACUCCUCCUAUCCCUGGUUCUGGACAGAGCUCGCUAGUGAUGACUGCUCAGCCCUUCCAGUCUGCUCAGGGGGAGGAGGUGCGACUGGGUCAGCCGGGCUGUCCAGGAGGAAAUGACCUCACCAGAGCGCUCCACCGCCUGUCGCUACGGCGGCAGAACUUCCUGUCUGAGCGUCAGUUCUUCCAGGCGGAGCGCGAGAAGAAGCUUCAGGCGCUGUCGGUGGCAGAGGUGGACGGCGAGGAGAGCGGCUGCAGCUCGCCGAUGGCCAGCGUUCUCUCCUCCUUCUCCAACCUGUCGGAGCUCUCCUUCAGCUCCAGCGUUUUCAAGACCUUCCUGCCUGAGAAGCUUCAGAUUGUCAAACCCAUGGAAGGCUCACUGACCCUCCAUCACUGGCAGCAGCUGGCCAAACCCCACCUGGCCACCAUCCUGGACCCGCAUCCCGGCGUGGUGACCAAAGGUUUCCGCCCGCUGGCUCAGGACGCGGUGUACCGGCUGUCUGACAUGGAGGAGGACGAGGAGGACGAAGAGCACAGAGAGGCUGGCGUCCUGGAGAAAGGGGCGGCAGAGAGGGGUAAAGAAGAGGAGGAUGAGGAAGAGGAGGAAGGAGGGAUCACCUUCAACGUGCGCUGUUCGUCUACGCCAGAGGAGAGGAAGGACAGGAAGCAUUCGGUGUCACCCCUCCCCGUCCCCCCUCUCUCCUCCACCCUGCCGGCAUCACCAGCCGCCUCCUCAUCGGUGAGAUCAGACGUCUGUCUAACGCAUGUCGCAGAUAAACCCAUCCCUCCAGCUCAGCCCAUUCCAGGAGCCUCGACAGCAACGGUCCAAUCGCAGAGUCUCGUUAGCACCUCGGCAUCAGCAACCGCUUCUUCCUCUGUCCAAAACCCAGGCAAGUGUCAGAGCUCCACCUUCUCCACCUACACCUUCACCACCUGUCGCAUUCUGCACCCCAGUGACAUCACACAGGUGACCCCAAGUUCUCAGUCGUCCCUGAUGGCCAACACCCCCAGCUCCAUGAGGACGGGACCCAGCACCCCUGUGACUCCCUGCAGGCUCAGUCUGGGUGACUCUUUCCCCCCUCGGCGGCCCCCUGCCCCUCCCAGCGGUCUGGCCAAGCUGGUCCUGGAGAGGGGCAUUUCUGCACAAGUCUCCACUGACACCCCCCCUGCAUCCCCCAAACCCGCCCCCCGGCAGCCCCUCUUCCACCUUCUGCCCAGCACCCCCCCUAACUCCCCUUCACACUCCCCCGCUCCCUCUCCUGUUCCUAUGGAGCCCCGGCAGCACUCGGCUGAUAAUUUCCUGGCCUCUCGGCCAGCAGAGCUUUUCCUCCAAGACGUUUACGGGUUGAACCUGGGCCGCUCCCCCCAUCCCGACCUGCCCAGCCCCUCCCAGGAAACCCCAGCCCUCGUCUCGACAACCAAGUCGGGCCGAGCCAGGCCAGACCCGGGUAACGUGGGCCUGGUGGAGAGGCUGCGGCGGCUGGGGUUCACUAAGGUGCUGCACGGUUCUGAGUCUGACGCUUCGGUGCCUCGCCAGGAUUCUGCCACUUUUGUGUCAGCGGGCGGAGGAAGCCUAUUGGACGGCCUGAGGCGGAAUCAGAGCCUCCCAGCCAUGAUCGGAGUCCGAGCGGGAAAGUCAGCCGGUAACCCUGCACCUCCUCCUCACCCCACCUCCCUGGCUCUCCCCCCACCUCCAUGGGGGAACCUUAAAGAACGCCGCAGACAUCUUGCCUCCGUCUCCAACCCCCUGUCGAGUUCAGCCAAGCGCUGAGGGGAGGAAGUAGGUCCAGAACCCUCCCCUCCACCUCUCCUCCUUUCUGCCUUUGGAGAGAGGAGUCAGGGCCAGAACAAUCCCUCCUUUUUAUGACUUCAUUUUAAAGCACAAUUUAACUGAACUGUUUUUAGCGACGCUGCGGUGCCUGUGUGUAGAUGUCUGCCAUGAUGCUAGUUAAUAAGGCCUUAGCUUGCCUCUGAGUGGGUUAUUCUCUUCUCAGUCACAUAUUAAAUAGUUCUCUGGAUGUUCAGGUAGGGGAAGAAAAAAGGACAAGUAAGUGUUUGAGGGUUUGUGGAAGUGGAUCAGAAGAGAGAAAGAGUGAAGGAGAUGUGUGAAAGCGAGGGACAGUGUGAUCUGUGCAUGUUUAGAAGACAAAGGAAGAUGGUGAAGAGAGAGACUGAGCAUCCGGAGUGUUGAUGUUUCAAGGGCUUGUUCUGUAGUGGGUUAGAAAAGCUUUAGUCAGUAGUAGAACAGCAUUGCCCAGUGAGAGGUUUAAGGACAUAUGCCUCAGCCUUGACAGUCAGAAGAGAAGUGAUCCAACUUGCUUUUAUUACUUGAGGACUAGCUGGAAGGCUUUAAGCGCUCGCUGGCUUAUCAGCAUACUGCCAGGCUAAUCUCGUAGUCAGACCAUGCCUCUAAACACGCCAGUAUUAAUUAAUACUAUCAUGAUUUUACAGUAGUCCAGUGUUGCACGGAUGUCAGGUGACUGUUCAUGUGCCGUGGCCAAGCGUCUGCAUGAAAAGCAACCUUGCCUACAGGUCCCAGCAUGCACCUGUCUGCAGAUGGGUGGGGCCAGACUGAAGGCGAGGCCAGAACCAAAUCGGGCACCAGGCAAACAAAAGAGAAAAGGGUCUGCCUUUUCCUUCAGGUCCUUGUGUUUUGGGUGUUUUUUUUUUAAUGGUAUGAGGCCUUAAGUAGAAGCCAGCACUGUUCUGAUUUGAGUUCCUGUUAAGCCAUGUUUGUACAUUAGUUGCACUCAGUGGGGGUUGGAGGUUCUGUUCAUUUCAGGAUCACUGCUCGGUUGAAAAGGGUUAAAACGUUUGGCCUUUGAAAGAGAAUUGGUACAGUUUUCAGCCGUCGUGCUCGUCUCAGGCCUGCUCAGGUUAAGAGGGAAAAACCACUGACACAUUACUGAUGCUGAAUAUGAUACAAGUGGUUGUUUUCUGUGUUUAAAAUGUCUCGGAUGUCUCUCACGGAUGUUCACACGUUGACCAGCAGGUGGGAGCAUCUCCACAGGAAAGCAUCUGAACGAUUACUAAACCUUAUGAAAUUAGACACAUUAGAGCUUUGUGCUUGACCCCCUGUGACCCCUCAACCUUCAGUGCUGCUGUUCCUAACAUCCAUCCACCCUGCAGACCCUCACACUCAGUAACUGCACUUUUACUUUUCUAUUUAACCUUUAUUUUACUGACAACAGAUAUAAGAUUCUAACGUAUUGAUGAGGAAAAUUUAGCAUAACGUGUGCCUGUUGUAACACUGUCGGCUAACAUUUUGUCAUGAGAUUUUAAUAUAUGUAGCAUUUUGUUUUGCUUUUCACAUGAAGGGAAUCCAAAUCAAGCUAAAAGUGUUAUUUUUAUUUUGGAAGAAGUGGAAUAUUCUGGCUUACACAUCUCUGUUUGUGACAGAUUUCAGACUAAUUUGCGGUAACAUUUUGAAAAGGUUGAAGAGCUCCAGCUAAAUGUUUUGUAUGUUUGUGACAAGGAAGACACAUUCAGACUGUUCAUACCUGUAGAUUAGCUGUAGUUGUCCAGUUGUUUAGGUUUGUGUCUUUCUUUGACUGAAAUAUACUUCCUCAUGUCUCCCCUCUGAGAUUCCUGUUCCCGUCAUGGCUAUUAUUCAGUUGCCUCUUUUUUAAAAUAAAGCAAUAUAAAUGUA